This is a messenger RNA of Cucumis melo (muskmelon), 1676 nucleotides long. RefSeq lists its product as uncharacterized. Gene Ontology annotation, molecular function: metalloaminopeptidase activity; manganese ion binding. Lineage: Eukaryota; Viridiplantae; Streptophyta; Magnoliopsida; Cucurbitales; Cucurbitaceae. The record is from RefSeq and is a predicted model, not a curated record. The coding region runs from base 36 to 1520 and encodes 494 amino acids. The transcript has 16 exons.
CUAUUCAUUGGCUCAACUCUUGAAGCCACACUCCCAUGGCUUCGCCUUCACUUCUCACUCCUCCGCCGGUGCCGGUGGAGCUUUACGUCACCAAUAGACAAAAGCUACUUAAAUCCUUCCGCCAACACCUUUCCGACUCCGCCCGUCCUCUCCAAGGCAUAGUGUUGCUUCAGGGAGGUGAUGAACGGACGCGCUACGAUACGGACCAUCUCGAACUCUUCAGGCAAGAGAGUUAUUUUGCUUAUCUGUUUGGAGUCAUAGAGCCUGGAUUUUAUGGUGCUAUUGACAUUGCUAGUGGAAAGUCAAUUCUGUUUGCCCCCAAGCUACCUCCUGACUAUGCUGUCUGGUCGGGAGAAAUAAAGCCUUUGUCAUAUUUCAAGGAAAAAUAUGAUGUCAGUAUGGCAUAUCAUACCGAUGAAAUUGCAGCUGUUUUGCACAAACUAUACCCAGAAUUGGAGAAACCGUUACUAUUCCUCUUACAUGGGUUGAAUACUGAUAGCAAGAAUUAUGCAGUACCAGCAAAUUUUGAGGGGAUCGAUACAUUUGUAACUGAUUUGAAUACCUUGCAUCCUAUUUUGACUGAAUGUCGUGUCUUGAAAUCGGAACUGGAGCUUGCUCUUAUUCAAUUUGCCAAUGAUGUUAGCUCAGAAGCUCAUGUUCAGGUUAUGAGAAAUAUCAAGGUGGGCAUGAAAGAAUAUCAACUGGAAAGCUUAUUUCUUCACCACACUUACAUGUAUGGUGGAUGUAGGCACUGCUCGUACACCUGCAUUUGUGCCACUGGAGAUAAUAGUGCCGUUCUUCACUAUGGACAUGCAGCAGCUCCAAAUGACAGAACUUUGGAAGAUGGUGAUAUUGCUUUGUUUGAUAUGGGAGCAGAAUACCAAUUUUAUGGAUCUGACAUUACUUGUUCAUUCCCUGUGAAUGGUAAAUUUACAAGUGACCAGUCGCUGAUAUAUAAUGCUGUCCUCAAGGCUCAUGAUGCUGUUAUAUCAGUUAUGAAACCUGGAAUAAACUGGGUUGAAAUGCACAAAUUAGCCGAGAAGAUUAUUCUUGAGUCAUUGACUGAGGGUUCUGUGCUCGUUGGAGAUGUAAUGGACAUGAUGGCUGAGCGUCUCGGGGCUGUUUUCAUGCCACAUGGUUUGGGACAUUUCCUUGGUAUCGAUACUCAUGAUCCUGGAGGUUUCUUGCAGGGUUUGGAAAGGCCGGAAGGACCGGGGCUAAGUUCUUUACGCACAGUUCGAGAUCUUAAAGAAGGAAUGGUCAUCACUGUAGAGCCUGGAUGCUACUUCAUUGAUGCAUUACUAGACCCGGCCAUGGAGAAUAGUAAAACCUCCAAAUUUUUCAACGUAGAAGCAGUCAACAGAUUUAGAGGUUUCGGCGGUGUUCGAAUUGAAAGUGAUUUGCUAGUCACAGCCAAUGGCUGCAGAAACAUGACCAAUUGUCCUCGAGAAACAUGGGAAAUAGAGGCAGUUAUGGCAGGAUCCCCAUGGCCGAUUGUAAAAAAAUCCAUCCCGACCUAGUAGAUUCGUCAAUUGUCUACGAUAAUUUAAGAGUGUUGUAUCGGAAAAUGUCGAUAUAUAUCUCUGCACACUUGAAUUAGUUUAGUCGUUCUCCUCGUCUAGUUUCUAAAAUAAAUUGUCCUGAAUUUGAAUCUAAAUAAAGGACAUUUGACUCUA